Stegostoma tigrinum is the source of this 9639-nucleotide messenger RNA. It is a transcript of the gene uts2r1, whose product is annotated as urotensin-2 receptor. Lineage: Eukaryota; Metazoa; Chordata; Chondrichthyes; Orectolobiformes; Stegostomatidae. Gene Ontology annotation, molecular function: urotensin II receptor activity. The record is from RefSeq and is a predicted model, not a curated record. Bases 98 to 1213 code for a protein of 371 amino acids. Gene Ontology annotation, biological process: regulation of blood pressure; neuropeptide signaling pathway; blood vessel diameter maintenance. The transcript is spliced from 2 exons. Gene Ontology annotation, cellular component: membrane.
AACAGGGGCCGAGAGAGAGACAGAGAGAGAGAGACAGGGCAGAGAGAGAGGGGGAUACAGGGCAGAGAGAGGUGGUGGGAGACGGGGACAGAAAGAGAUGGCCACUGAAGCUGACCUCUCUGCCUGGAACCUGAGCACCAUCUCCAGCACCAACCAGACGGUGAGUGAGCGGGUGGCACCGGCCUCGCUAGAGGAGUUGGCAGUGACCUGCUCCAUCGGUACCAUCCUGUCGUUGAUGUUUCUGACCGGGGUGGCGGGCAAUAUCUACACGCUGGUACUGAUGUGCCAGUCCAUGCGCCCGGCUGCCUCCAUGUACAUCUACAUCAUGAGCCUGGCGCUGGCGGACCUGCUCUACCUCUCCACCAUCCCCUUCAUCGUCUGCACCUACUUCGCCAAGCGCUGGUACUUCGGGGACCUGGGCUGCCGGCUGCUGUUCAGCGUGGACUUCCUCACCAUGCACGCCAGCAUCUUCACCCUGACCGUGAUGAGCACCGAGCGCUACCUGGCCGUGGUCAAGCCUUUGGACACGGUGAAGAGGUCGAAAAGUUACCGGAAGGCGAUCGCGGCGGUGAUCUGGCUGGCUUCGUUGCUGCUCGCCCUCCCCAUGCUGCUCAUCAUCAGGUUAAUGCGGAUCCGGGACAAGAGUAUCUGUGCGCCCACUUGGAGCCUGCACUUCUUCCGAAUCUACAUGACCGUGCUGUUCACCACCAGCAUCCUAGCCCCUGGGAUAAUCAUUGGCUAUUUGUACAUUCGCUUGGCCCGGACCUACUGGGUCUCCCAGCUCACCACCUUCAACGACAAGCAGACCAAGCGCUCGCCCAACCAGAAGGUUCUGUACAUGAUCUUCGCCAUCGUCCUGGUGUUCUGGGCUUGUUUCCUGCCUUUCUGGGUCUGGCAGAUGAUCGAGUACUAUCAGUCCCCCCUGCCCCUGUCCCAGAAGACCCGGGGUCACAUCAACUACCUGAUGACCUGCCUGACCUACAGCAACAGCUGCAUUAACCCUUUCCUGUACACCCUGCUCACCAAGAACUAUAAGGAGUACCUCGGCAAUCAGCACCGGAGCAUGAGUAACAGCAGCUCGUUCCACGGCCGGAACCCCCGCUUCCAGCGCUCCUGCCGCCGCUCGCUGUCCUCCAGCAGCCAGCAAUACACCGAGUCUAUGACCCUCAGUCAGAUCUCCGGCUCAAACAUCAGCACCAUCUCGAGAAAAUGAGACACCAUCUUUUGCCAAGGAGAAGGAAAUUUGCUUUCUAAGGAGCCACAAUAUCACCUGUUGAAACUUAAUCACUGCUACCUUCUGUCUGAAUCCAAGGUCCAAGCACUUAUAAUGAAGGAAAGUGCAAUCAUGAGGAUGACACACGGAAGUAUUUAUUUUAAAACAAAACUAAAUCGUUUGGCUUCAGAUAAAGCAAAGCAAGCAGAAGAGAAAUGUUUCAAUACUCAAAGCUGCCAUUUUGUAAAUCUACAAACUGACAUUUCCUUAUUGAACAGUUUUCUUAUGAUCAUCCUUAAAGAAAUCUGCUUUUCAUGUCUAAAGGGAAAAAGAAACAGAUUAGAUUCAAGUUGCUGGUGUGAAUGCAAAAAGCGAGAUUGUCUAUUAUUGCAUAAUGUUUACAGAAUUGCUUUGUCUACAGGAGAACUGCAGUCGGGCAGAAAUUGGUUUGGCCUAGUUUUUGGGCACCAGAUAUGUACAGGGAAUGAUCUUUGCACUUGACAGCGAAUGUCCAUGGAUCUACAGAUGUUGGCCCUUGAGCUUCCUUGUAAUAAAAGCUCUGAGCUAUGAGGGCAUCUGUCAGGCACACUCUGCAAGUUGAUAAUCAAGGCCAUCACAAUAUGGUCAGUUCAGAUGGUAAGUUAACUUGCAGAUAAAUCCAAGAGUUUUGUUCAGUUGACAAACAUUAAGAGGCAGACAUGUGCAGACACAAAGCACAGGAUCAGAAAUAACAUUCCCCUGGUUGUAAAUCAAGGUAAAUAAAACUAAAAAUGAAAUCACAAUUUGGGUUACUGUGGAGGUGGAAAACUCACCUGAGUUUGCGCUGCAUGCACAAAUAUUGCAGAGAUAUCCUGAGAUAAGUUGCAGCAUUAAAAUGACAGAAUUUGAAUAAUGGUCAUAGACUUAUGGCUCUGUGAGGAAAGCUAUAUUUUUGAUUAAAAUGCUAAGCCUUCUGGAGUAGUUUUUGUUGGUAGGUACGUGUGAAAAUUCAAUAGCUUUCAUAUUCCUUUUCAGCCUCAGUGACAUUUUCUCAUUCACAGACACCAGGCAUAUGAUUCCGUGCACCUCAAAGCACCUUCAAGAACUUCACCAACAUCUAUAGUUGCUGACAUUUUGGCCUCCUUCCUAAAGUCAUAGCUUUCCUUUCUACUCUCAGGUAUGAUAAUUUGUUUCCCAAUUCUGAGUUGUGAUCUCUGUCUCUCCCUUGGGCCUCAACUGGAACUACAACCUAGUUAUCAACAGAUCCCAAGAUCCUUCACAGACUUCCAUAUCCCUCCUUGAAACUUGUCCAAUUCAGACCCUGAAACUCUAAAUUUCUCCAAAACACUAGUAUUUUCUCCAGAACUUGCAAACUGCUUCUGCCCUUUCAGUGUUCACAUACUUACAUAGCUCACUGCCUCAAAAUGAAUGCCCGAAUGCCCAGUCAUCGGAUCCUUUCCGAGAACCAUCAAAUCCCGUUUUAUUCAGACCCACUUCCCACUCUCAUUUACCUGAAACUCCUUUGUGUGUUCCACCAGUUGCCAGAUGAACUUUACCUUCUUACUCUGCAUCUUUAAAAAGCUAAGCGUCAACAACUUAUUACAUUAAUCAAGGUAUCCAUGUCAAAGUGAUGCAGAUACUGAGAAAAAUAUAAUGAAGAUUAAGGACAAAGAUACUCAAAGUGAAGAAUGGGAGACAGACUGGGAGAGAUCCAUGACAACUAUAGAAAGGGAAAUUGAGAAAGAAAUAUAAAGCAAAAGCAGAUAAUGGAAUUGUAAAAUAUAUCAGAAUUUAUGUGAGACAGUUGAGACUGACUGCAUUGACUGACAUGUUUUCUCCAUCUGGAAUGUGACAUAUAAUCUCAAACAUAUAUUUCACAGGCCCUUGUCAUUUAUUUGUUUUCAGGAAAUUAAAUUUAAGGAUGUUUACAUGGGUCACAAUUCAUUACAUGUUCUGUCUCAGCCAAUGCGCAAGGAAAAAAUAAAACUUUAAUUCACAUUAACCCAGAUCCUGUGAUGUCUCUACACAGUAACAAUUUCACAAGGGAUGUAAUUGAUAAAAUUACCUUAUUUAUAAAAUGGUAAUCAAGCAGUAUAUGUCUUGCACUUUGUAAAGUUUUGUAUGUCUCAAUGCACAGACAUGUAUAUGGGAAAUACUAUUGCAUGAAGUCAUUGCCUUAUGCAUGUUUGGAGUAUUCUUACCACACUGAGGCAGAAAGAUAAGAGCAAAUUUAUAAUUUAAUGUAGAGUAAUCAGAACAAAGGCAACAUUUCAAAGAAAGCAAAGCAAAUAAUAUUUCUGUCUGUGUUUGAUUAUUUUGCUGUAAACUUUAUUUUAGUAACGUUUUCCUUUAAUAUUCUUAACAAUGUUAUAAAGGCAUCUUGCUGUAACAUUUAAUGUGGCUUUUUAAGCCUCAGUUAGUAUAUUUGGUAUUAUUUUCUGUCAAAAAAUGUCAUUAAUUGCAUCUUAUAUGAUUUCAACACAAAUGUUUACUAAUCUAUUCCAACCUACUGGUACAUCAUCUUUGAAUUUACAAAGAAUCAUUAACAAAAACAUGCAACAUUUUAGAUUCCCUAUUUGUGCUAGCUCUAGCAUCAAGUUUUCUGCACUUAACAUAUUUCUUCCAUACUUCUUUAUUUUCCAAGUGUUGACACAAUCUAGUGUUAAAUGCACUGAUUGAAAUAGUAUCAGUGGCCAAUUGUGGUAGAGAAUCCUUAUCCAAAAAAAGCCUUUUGGGGAUUCUUCAGUUUAUUCUUCCCUGUCAGCUAUUCACUAGCCAAUGAAAAUAUAGCCUUUCCUGUCCUACUCCCCUGAAGUGUUUCUUCUUCUAUCAAUGAUCCUAUUAAUAAAGUCACCAUAGUCCCAGAGGACCAUAGGUCUGCUCUCUUGUUACAGAGAGCCAACUCCUGGUGGUUUACUCUGAAGGUUACCAUGUCUCAAGUGAGCUGAGAUGUUGAGAAGGAAGGAUUGUUGGAUUAAAUUUUUGUAAUGUAGUUCAGACUUAGAGCAGUGGAAUUCAAGUAGGUAACGUUAUUUUGCCAAAAGCAUGUCUUUCCUGCUUAUUAAAUACGCAUGUGGCCUAACCAUCAAUUUCAAUUUCACUUGAAGAGCACUAAUGUUUAUACUUUCAAGUACAUGUGGAUGUUAUGAUCAGGUGAGGAGGGGUGAAUCAGCUCCAUUCUUUUCAAACUCCCUGAUUAGUUGCAACAAAGAUUUAUGAACUUUUUAACACAAGACUAUGUAUCUCUCCAGUUAUAGUGUUGUUAACUAAUUUCUACCGUAUCAGCAAGGAGCCAAUCUCAAGUUUCUUAAGUGAAAGAAAGCAAUUUUAUUACCUGGUAAUCCUGAUAAAAAGAAAAAGCAAUCAAGCAUAGAUACACAGGUACAAAGUGGUAAUCUCCACUACAAGAGAAACAUGGAAGAAAUAUUAAAGGUUUAAAGGUGUAAGGCUUUAACCUGAGACCAUGAUUGACUAGUUUUCAAAUGAGAUUGUCUGGUAGUAGAGAUUAUUUGCUCUUUGAAUUCAUGCUGUUUUGAUAUUUCUUUUUAAUUGUUACUUUGUUGUGGCAUACCUUUUCCUCCUUGAAACAUAGAGAGAGAGAAUUCUCCAACUUCUCAGUUUGACAUUAUUAGAUUCUUUGUACUCUGUAUUACAAGCUUCUUGAAAUUUAGACUUGUUAGUGUAUUUCCAUGUCUGAGUUCAUUGUCUCCAAGGUUGAUAAUUCCAGGCAUUGCUUUCAUCAUGCCCAUGUGAACAUAACCAUAAUGGUGUAAAACAAAAAUUGUAGAUGAGGUUGACCCUUUUGCAAGAGAGAUUGACUGGCUGACUUGACUGCUUGUGGUCAAAUGAUGACUGUGACCAUUUUAAUUCAGUCUUUUUGAUCCUUUUUUUAAAACCUUUUCAGUCCAUGAUGAUCGCAGUGUUAAAUCAAUCAAUUAGAAAAUCAAUAGCCCUAUUUUAAGUUAUCUUGGCAGGGAUUACAAUAUGCUAAGACCGUAGUGAAUCGGAGCAGGCAUGGACAAAUUCGCUCUUUGAGACUGCUGUACGAUUCAGUGAGAUCAUGACAGUUAUGUCAUUGAUAAAGAAAACGGAAGUAAUUAAAUUUUACUUAAAGAUUAUUAUAACUGUUGCUGAUAGCUUUACUGAGUAAGUUGUUCACAUCAAGACCAGUUGUCAACGCUUUUGACUUCAGGUCAAGUUCACUUCCAGUAAAACUCAGAGGCAAUUAAAAUAAAACUACCUGCCUUGAACAACUGCUGUUUAAUUAAUAUAAUUAGUUUUAUGCUAGAAACAGAUUAAGACUUGGCGGAUACUGUCUCCAUGGUGUAAUGCAAUUCAUAUAAAAUUCUUAUUAUAUGCUGUAAGUAACAAUGUUUACAUUUGCAUACAAAUUCACAAUAUACACCAUUCCUGCAAUUGGAUAUUUGAAUAUAACAAUAGUGUAUAUAUAUAUAGCAGCUUGGUUUUAUAGUUUAUGAUCCAGAACAUAGUAGCGUUAAUUAAAUAAUGAAACUAAAAAAUGAAAUCACUUAUUAAAAUAUACAUUGUAUAAAAAUACUUUUAAUAUCAAUGCAGUCCAAAUAACAAAAGCAGUUGCUUAUAUUUAUGUUGCAAAUUAAAAAAUAUCAUGAUAUGACUGACACAACUUACUGACUUUAUUUGGACAAAACUCUCAGUGUUGGGAGUGAUUUUCUUAGCUGCUGUUUAUCUUGAUUGUCACAAUGCUUACGGUUGUGAAUAUAAAAACAUUUAAUAAGUGGGAGAUAUCACGGCAAAAUUAACACAUGCAGAAAUAUAAAGGAAAAUGUCAAUGUUGAACCUGGAUGAUGAAAGGGUUAAUGCUGCCCAUUUAUUUUGAAUAACAGCAUGAAGAUAGAAUUUAAAUUUUACACAAAAUGUUUUAAAAGUUAACAAAUUGAAACAAAUGUUUUUAUGUGGGCCUGGAUAAAAUGGGAUCUGAUGGGAAAUGUGUGACCUAGUAAUAUCGGGAUGACUGUAACACAUUGUUGCAAUAUUUGAACUUAGGAAGCACAUUGAUUAUUUCUAAGAGAGAAGUUAUUUUUCAUCGUGCCAUUUCCAGUUUCACUGAAGAACGCACAGGUAUGUGCUGUGACAAUUCCUGUCCCCAGGGAAUCAAUACUAAAAGUGGUGAUAAAAGAACAAAUUUCCAUCCCCAGUGUCUACAAAAAUAAUCAAAAAUAUCAAAACCAUUCUUUUGAAAGAAAAUCUCAUCUUCGUUAAAAAGAACCAUAGCUCAUAGCCUUGUAUAUCUUGCAUAUUCUUAUGCUCACAGGAUAUUUAUUAUACUCACUUGCUUGGACUGGGAAUUCACGAAGUAGGUCACCAACUGUAAUAGAUUAAUUCCAAGCUGAGUUACUAGUUGAUUUCUGAUGUUUUCUAUGACCAUGGGAUAAGAUAUAAGAAGUAGUGAUUGAAACAACCUUUAUAGAGAGCAGGAAUUGGAUCGGAGAGCAUUGGCAUAAUAAUGCCUGGCGGUGACAAGAGCAGAGACUAAAGUUCCAGUAGGAUAUAGGCAAUGUUACAAAGAUGAUUAUGACUGAUUUUUUAAUGAUAAUUUUCAAAAAUCUUUUGGACCAGUUCUUCAAGCCCUCUUUACUGAAUGAGAUUUUCCUUUGCCUUCUUAUUUAUUUUAAAUAAACAUGUCACUUUUUCUGCUUAUGUUCACAAUCAAGGUCACUAGCUCAACUGGUGAAGAUAAAAAAAAACUGUAAACCACAUGUUUCUUUAAUAGGAGAAUAAUUUCUCAGCAUUAGCCCAUGAGAUUCAUCAGACAUUACUAUAUCAGUGUUCUUCAAGCCAAUCUCUCCUCUUCUUCCCUCUGUAAAACUUCAACAGCUUUUUAUUAUCCCGUCUUAAAUCUUGCUCACUCAUCAUUCCAAUGUUGGAAGUUUAUAUUGGCUCCCACAAACUUCAAAUUUAAAAAUCACAUCCCAAUAACUGAUUUGCUUUAUAUCCUGUGCUCUCCCUAUUGUAACCUCAUGAAUGCAGUCCAGUCCAGUAUGCAAAUGAGCCUUCCAUCCACUCCAUCUACAUUUCCCACUGCCUCUAAGAGCACUGCCUCGGGAAAGCAACCAACAUAAUCAAAACCCCCUCCCACCUGGCUAUACACUUCCUCCCUCUUCUGUCAGGCAGAAGAUAUAAAAGUUUGAAUACACGUUUGAAAGAUUCAAGAACAGCUGCUUCACUGCUGUCAUCAGACAUUUUAAGGGUCCUCUCAAACUUUAAUUCUUUUCUAUACCUUCUCUGCUCCUGUAACACUGUUUUCUGUGUUCUUUUCUGCUACCCUAAUGCAUGUUGUAUGCUACAAUCUGCUUGGUAUAGCAUGCAAAACAAACAUUUUCACUAUAUCUUGCUACAUGCGACGACAAUAAAUCAAACUCAGUCUCAUCAUCCUUACUAAUAGAUCCCCAAGCUGGUGUGAUGUGCCUGUCCUUAUCAUAUCAUUGGUGAUUAUUCUGGGUUUCUGAAGUCAAAGGGUACAAUAAAUGAACAAGGGAACCACUGUGGAAUUUAUUCAGCUACCUGCCUUGCCCCACUUCCCACAAAGUCCAAGCCAUAAAUUAUGUAUAUCUUUGUACAGUGUUCUCAAGGAGCAACAGGGCUGAUUCCAAGUAUUAAAAGGGUAACCUGUAAAGAAAACGUAGAAUAGUUCAUACUCUUCUGUUUUACAAAAAGGUAAUUUUAAAAGAAAUUUAAGCAACAUAUAUGUAAAAGAUUAAAUAGUAGAUAAAAAACUCCUUGAUAUUUCAAACUGCUCAGGAAAGUAAGACUACAUAAGACAAACUUAGGUGUAAAAAGUUAUUUAAAGGAAAGGAACAUGUCGUUACAAAGAAUGUUAAAAUAUUUGAAACAAUUUUAUAAGGAGACAUUCAGUAUGUAAAAAUUAUUCAAAUAUAUGUUAUAAUAAGGGAGCAUUUGUUACACAUGAAUGCAAUUUGUUAGAUCAAACAUUAUUUAGAGGAUGUUUCUUUCCAUUUUAUGUAAAACUACUUUCGUAGAUACUUAGAGAAUGGAAUUGUGGAUUGCAAAUCUAGUUUAAUUUUGUCAAUAAUUCAUGAAAUUAAUAUAUAAAUUAAGUUUGUGUGUCGGCUUAGGUGAUUUUGUAAGCCCCCAUCGAGACCACAAACCUCCUCCCGCUGUGCCCAGGAGGCCAUCUCACAUCACUUCAUCUUGUGGGGAAUCUUUUGAAAGGUGAUUGGAAAAACAGAGACUCAGACAACUUGGCAACAGGCCCAGCUAGUCCACGCUGACUAUGUUCCCAAAUUAAACUAGUCCUACUUGCAUGCAUUUGGACAAUAUCUCUCCAAACCUUUUCCAUUCUUGCACUUAACCAAAUAUCUUUUAAAGGUUAUAUUUGUACCUGCAUUCACCACUUAACCAGCAGUUUAUUCCACACAUGAACCACUCUCUGUGUAAAAAUAUUGUACCUCAUGUUCAAGCAACUGGCUGGAUCUCUGGCGUAUUUUAUAAACUUAAGUCACAGUGUGUUUUCAACAUAAUGAAAAUGUAGAGUGUCCCAUUCAUACUCUCCCAAUAUUACAUUACCCAUAUUUACAUACAUGGAAACAAGUAAGCAGUGCUGUCUUUUAGCAUGCAGAGUUGCCAACUAGAUAUUCCACUAAGACACACAAUACAGUAUAACCACAAACUUAAAAAUGGAAGACUACUAAACCUUUUAAACAGAUGUACAUUCCUUUAGACAUCAGAUAUAGGUGUAAACAGGCCAUUUUAAGCAAGAUAAAUGAAGAGCGAAACUCGCUGAAACCUCUAAUUAUAAGGCUGUAGACAUAGGUUAAUAAAGGAAGACUAUCUGGAGAAUAUUAGUGAUGAAUUUAUCCCUUUUAUAAAGAAAAUGUGAAAUUUGUUUGAAUGUUUACUCAAAGUAAAACACACGGUGAUGCAUUUGCAAUGUAUCUGUACAGAACUGUGUGGUGCAAUAUGAUGCAUUUUGCUGAACAUAGAAUCUAGAACUUUCCAUCAGUUACUGUGUCUAUGUUGACGAUAAAUAUUUGCAAAAUUCACAGUCGACACUUUAAAGUGAACUGUACAAUCUGUUUAUUAGAUAGGAGUUAUACUAUACAUACACAUUUCAUUCAAUAUUUCUUGUAGUUUAAACCUCAUUACCCAGAAUGAAUUUCUUAUUAAAACAUUAAAAGGCAAACAUUCAACAUAGGUUUCCUGCAGCUUUAUGUAAUUUUCCUGUGAAGAGGCUAAUAUUAUUUGACAGUUGUAAAACUAAAAGUUGUUGUGCUAUAACAUAGGUUUUCUUGUAUUCAGGCAUUUCAGUUCUGGCAGUUUUAAAUGCACUUGUAGGAGGGAAAAUGUCUCUGUUAUUUGCAAUACAGGUUUGAAAAUAUAUCUAAUUUACAUGUUUAUGAUUUUGUUGCAUUAGCAAAUUGGUUUUCUGUCCAUUCCAAGAGCCGACU